CAAAACAACUGCUGAAUCAACGCUGACAUACUGUAAGGACCGAGAAAUCAAUGAUUUUAGGAACUACGGUUAGGGCUUGGCCGCGCAUGAAUAAAAAAAACCCUCCCCAAUGAGACCUGAACAUGCUGAAAAGUGCGUAUUUAUGACCCUGAUGACGUCGUCUUCACCGAUUUCGAAAUUGAAGAAAUAUGAAAAUUUUGCCGAUACGCCUGUAUUACCAAAGAAUGCCAGCCGGUGGAAGGCUUGGGAUGCUGAACAAAUCGGCAUCCGUUUUAGGCAGCACAAAGUUGAACAGGAUAAAUGGCGGAAACUUCUGAAAGAGAAGAUUAGCAGUAGUGUUACCAUAUCAAAAUGGGGGAUUAUGGUGAAAGCUUUUAAAGAUCUGAUGGAUGAGAUACCAUACAGCCCAUCGGCGUCAUCUAUGAGUCGCCUGAUUAGAAUCUUGAAUUCCCACCACAACAACGCCAUCAGGCAUGUCAGGCCCAAGUCGAAGAAGGACAUGACAACGACUGGUUCCACUGACGAAGAUGAUGACAACGCCGAUGAGGAUGACAUAGAAUUCGUGAAGGCUGAACGCAGGGCAGUGGGUGACGGGUGCAAGGAGAUGAGGUUGGAGUUUUCCUGUGUGGUGGACCAAAUGGUUGAGAAAACUGGUAUCCAAAAAGGUCCCUUAAAAAAUAUCUUCAUUACACAGUUGGUCCUAUUUUUAGGGGAUUUCCAGAUUAUGUUACGCAAUUGGGAACAGGGAAGACCACCUCUGGAAGCUGCCUUCCAAAAUCUUUUUCGGAUGUUUGCCAAUAUUUUUAUGAUACCAUUCAGGCCAGGUGACGCAGAGGAUGCACGUUCCAUGAAAAUUUUCGGACAACAGGUUGUUUGCAAGCCAGACCUUCGUUAUCAACUCAACUCUGAUAUUACUGGUGAUAAGGCUGAAAGAGACAGCUUUGUGGUCACAAUUGCUGAGGUUAAGAAAAUUUCUACCUUCACUGAAGGAAGCCGCUUUGGUAUAGGCCUACAUUCUUCUAGGGAUGUUGUAAAACCAAGUACUGGCACGACCACAUCAGAAAAGAUUUCAUCUUCUCCACCAAUGAAGCGAUUGAAGGCAGUACCGGUGGAAGAAGAGGUUGAUCUCCCAGAUGAUAUCAAAGGUCAGCAUGCUGUAGAACUUCUCAUGGAGAUUCCAUUUUCUACAGUGAGAGAUUCCGAAAAAAUGAAGUGUGCAUUAGGCUUGAUCAUACAAGGCACUAAGGUUCGUCUCACAUGGCUAGAAAUCACACUUGAGCACUUCGAACUCAUACAGGAAGAAAAGUUCAAAGAGCUGGAUGAUGAUACAAAGGCCUACAUAUCCUAUUCUCAAGGAUAUGACAUGUUUGUUAAAGAAGAUAGGAGGAAUUUGGUUGAGAUCUUGAUGGGCAUGGCUGCCAUUGGAGAAAAAGCCGCCACACCAUUUUGGCAGUCCUUAAUGCCACUGUUACCAGUGAAGACCUAAGGCAAGGGUCAGUAAAACUAGAUGAUGUUUUCUAGUUUUCAUCAUUUAUUUUUUGUGAAUCAAUUUUAAAACCUCAUUUAUUAUACUCUGCUCAGCCGGUUGAGUUGGGGGCAUUAAUACCAUAGUCCUAUUACCAGUGAAUGCCUUAAGCAAGGGCACCUUAGUGACGAUUGAUAAUGUCUUUGCGAUAGACUGCUUUUGGUUAACAACACUCAUGAAUGAAUGCUAGAGUAAAAUUGGGGUGAUCAUAGCGAAUGACCCUGUUUUACACUGUUGCCGACCUGUGAUUGGCCAGCAAUCAGGUGCAUGAAUAAUCCGAGCCUCAUUUUCGGAACUGAUGAUGCCAAUGCAUUUCUACAGCAUGCUCAAGGUUCGAGCCUUGGGCUGCGUACCAGGCCAUGCUACUGGUCAUAACUUGACCAGUCAUGACAUUUGAUACAUAUGUAGCGUGAGAUAUGCUUGUUAGUUUAAUUGGAAAAAAGAGUUCAUUUCGCCUCGCCCUCAACUCUGCAUGCCUGGAUAAGUGGACCCACCAUACAAGACUCGCCCACACUAAUUUUUCGAUCUUGUGUGGUGUUUGUGCACAAGAAGGCCAAUAGAAUGACGUUGGUAGUGAGGUCAGCUUUGAGAUGAUAUUUAGAAAUUAUUCUCGUUUCCAUGCUUCACUUACACGCUGGCCAAAUGCAGUUGAAGUAUGUUCUCAUAUUUUUGGUCAUUUUCGGUAUAUUGGUAUCCUUAAGACCAGAGUUGUGUUAAUACAUAAACAUUAGACUUUUUUCUGAUCUCAAUUGGGUAUUCCUACCAAGAGGUUUUCAAUGUUUCUCAAAGCAGUUUAUGUAACAAUCAGGCAAGGAUCCUAAAUUUGCAAACUGAACCCGGAUCAGGCUGAUUUGUCCUUGACACCUUUUUGGCUCAUCGUAAGGGGAGUCUAUACGAUAGCGCUGUGUCCGUCGUCGUCGUCGUCGUCGUAUAUCCUGUUUCAGAAACAGUGGCACGUUUCUUAACCGCUAGGGCUAUCAACUUGAAACUUUGUACACAGAACCCCCUAGGUCAGGUUACCUCUGACACUGAAUUUCAAUCCGAUCUGAUUCUCAACUUGGCCACCAGGGGGCCAAAUGUUGAUAUCUAAAAAGUGUGAUACUCGCUUAUUAUUGACUUGUUUUCGAAAAAACUUUUGUUGUAGGUACUCAUAGCAAAUAUACGUUAUAUCAUACAGGUUUUUAAUUUUACCUACUUUUUAAGGUCGCAGGGGUCAAAUGGCGUAAAUUGGCCGUUUGAGUGUGACUGUGGCACGUUUCUUAACCACCAAAGCUAUGAACUUGAAACUUGGUACAUAUAACCCCCUAUAUCACAUAGCCUCUGGUGCUGAAUUUCGGUUCGAUCUGAUUCUCAACUUUACCACCAGGGGGCAAAAAGAAAUCUAAAAAGUGUGAUAUCUCGCUUAUUAGUGACUUGUUUUCGAUAAAAUUUUUAUGAUAGGUACUCUUAGUAAGAAUACAUCACAUAUCUUACGGGUUUUCAAUUUGAUGUACGUUUCAAGGUCACAGAGGUCAUAUGGCGUAAAUUGGCCGUUAGAGUGUAAACUAUGGCACGUUUCUUAACCACUAAAGCUAUGAACUUGAAACUUGGUGCAUAUAACCCCCUACAUCAGAUAACCUCUGAUGCAGAAUUUUGGCCCGAUCUGAUUCUUUAUUCGGCCACCAGGGCCCAUAACGGAAAAAGUAAGAAGUGUAUCCUUGCUUAUUUGAGUGAAUUGUUUUCGAUAAAAUUUUUAUGGCAGGGACUCCUAGCAAGGAUACAUCACAUGUCCUACGAUUUUUGGAUUUGACCUUCUUUUCUAGGUCACAGAUAUAGUAGAUACGCUAGCAAGUGUAGGUUUCCUAUUACCAGGACGUGUUGUCCUUGAUGUUGAGACCGAGCGGUGACAUGGUGCGCAGUCGAUGGAUCCAUGUAGACUCUUUGGCGAGUCUAAUGUUUUUGGAGUUAUCCGCGUCUGGGGAGGCGUGGAUGAAUUCUAGGACGAAGAUGCGUACAUCAUCCAGUCCAUGGUGGUCGGUUUGAUCGAAGUGAUGGCCGAUGAUUUCAGCAUGGUUGUGCUUGGUUAUGUUGUAGAAGUGUUUCUGGAAACGACCAAUGAUUGUCUGUUUCGUUUCGCCCACAUACUGUUUGUUGCAUGUUAUACAUUGGAUACAAUAA
Messenger RNA from Lineus longissimus, 3682 nucleotides. RefSeq lists its product as uncharacterized. The coding region runs from base 110 to 1486 and encodes 458 amino acids. Lineage: Eukaryota; Metazoa; Nemertea; Pilidiophora; Heteronemertea; Lineidae. The record is from RefSeq and is a predicted model, not a curated record. The transcript is spliced from 5 exons.